AUGGGAUCAAAUCAAGGGAAGUGCUCAUCCUACAGUCAAGACAGGAUUCCUCCUCAAUCGGAUCUUCAGUUCAGGAUCAACGGCAAGAGGUUCUGUGUACGACCAGGAAGCAUUCCUCAUGACACUUCUCUCAACUCCUUCAUCCGCAUUUAUGCGGGACUCACGGGAACGAAGUUCAUGUGCAGAGAAGGCGGUUGUGGCUGUUGCACGGUGAAUUCAAUAACUGGUAAAGACUGGGUUGGAUCAGUGAACUCUUGCUUGAUGUCCGUUUUCUCGUGUCACGGAAUGGAAGUCGUGACGAUCGAAGGAAUUGGCGGGAAAGCGAGUGGUUUCCAUGCGAUCCAGGCGCGUCUGGCCAGGAUGAAUGGCACUCAGUGCGGAUUCUGCUCGCCCGGAAUGGUCAUGAGCAUGCUUGGCCUGAUCGAGAGCCGCAAAGGACGCGUGUCGAUGGCAGAAGUCGAGAACAGCCUCGGAGGAAACAUCUGCAGAUGCACUGGAUACCGACCAAUCCUGGACGCCUUCAAAUCCCUGGCCGAUGACGCCGAUCCCACUCUGCCUUCCUGCCCAGACAUUGAAGAUCUCCCGAUGAGAUGCGUUUUCGCUGGAGAGCCGCCCUCUAAGUUCGACUAUGAUUUCGUGCGCUUCGGGCUCGAGAACGGCCGAGAGUGGUUCAGAGUGACGAGUGUGGAGCACGUGCUGAAGAUCUUCGAGAAGUCGCACAAUCGUCCUUACAUGCUCGUGGCGGGAAACACUGGCCACGGCGUCUUCCGCCGCAGGGAAGAUCUCGAGAUCUUCAUUGACGUGAGUGGCGUCGAGGAAUUGAGGAUCAUGACUUUGGGAGACACUCUGGAAGUGGGCGCCGCCGUGACUCUGUCGGAAUUCAUGGGAUUCCUGUCCGAGGCUUCAGAGGCGAAGCGGGAAUUCUCGUACUGCCGGCAACUCGUGCGUCAUCUCGAUCUUGUGGCUCAUCCGGCGGUGAGAAACCUGGCCACGAUCGGAGGCAAUCUGAGCCUGAAGCACCAGCAUCCGGAGUUCCCGUCGGACAUUUUCCUCCUUCUGGAAACUGUGGGCGCCUUCCUCACCAUCGUGGACAGCGACGGAGUGCACAGAGUCACUUCCGUGGAGGAAUUCAUGUUCAAGUCCAUGCGCAAACGAGUAAUCCUGAAAGUGAUUCUGCCCCCUCUGCAUCCGGACAAGUUCUGCCUGGCCACGUACAAGAUCAUGCCUCGGGCGCAGAACGCCCACGCGAUGGUCAACGCGGGAUUCCUCUUCAAGUUCAGCCCAGGAAGAAGCGUCGCUCAGUCGGCCAGGAUUUGCUUCGGCGGAAUCAACUCGAGGUUUAUUCACGCCUCGAAAACGGAGAAUCUUGUGAUGGCCAAGAGUCUGUUCUCCAAUGAGACCGUCGCUCUUCUCAUGGCUUCCUUGAACGAGGAGCUGAAGCUGAACUGGAUUCUUCCGGAUCCGUCGCCGAGGUAUCGGAAACUCCUCGCUUUGGGACUCUUUUACAAAGCCAUUCUGAGUGUGGCUCCGGUGGAGAGGGUCAGAGAAUGUGUGAGAAGUGGUGGUGAGGAGAUCUUCCGCGGAUUGUCUUCGGGGAAACAGGAAGUUACUGGCGCGGAAAACGCAAUGAUCAAACUCAAUGCCGAGAUUCAAUGCAGCGGUGAAGCAAAUUAUAUCAACGAUCUUCCCUGCAUGCCCGGCGAAGUUUGGGCAGCUUUCGUUCCUGCGACGGAAGUUUCUGCCAGAAUUCUGAGCAUUGACGCUUCAGUAGCUCUGAGGAUUCCUGGAGUUGUGGCUUUCUUCAGUGCGAAAGAUAUUCCUGGAAUUAAUAAUUAUAUGACUCACGUACUAGUUGAGUCCUUAGAGAUUUUGGAACCUGAAGAAAUUUUCUGUAGUGGAAAAGUUCUAUUUCACAAUCAACCGGCAGGAAUCAUCCUAGCAGAAAAUAUGGAUCUCGCAAUCAAAGCUGCUAAAGCUGUUCAGAUCAACUACAGUCGACCGAUUCAGAGAAAGCUCUUCUUAUCGGUUGAGGACGUUCUUGAUUCUGAAGAACAUGAAAGAGUAUUUUCUUAUGAAACCCGGCUUGAUGCUAUAGACAGAGGAGUCGAAAUUGCAGCCACGAUAGCAGGAAAACUAAAUUUCUCAAAUCAGUAUCACUUCCAUUUGGAGCCUCAAACGACAGUUUGCGUGCCAAAAGAAUCUGGAAUUGAAGUUCAUAGUGCCACACAUUUUCUUCACUUCACACAAAUGGGAAUUUCUCAAGUUUGCAAUAUUCCUAUGAAUUCAAUAAGUAUGAAACUGGAAAGAAUUGGGGGGAGUUUUGGGGCCAAGAAUUCGAAAUCUACUCACUUGGCCUGCGCUGCUGCCUUAGCAUGCAUUAAACUUAGACGUCCUGUGCGAUUUAUCAUGUCCAUUGAAGACAACAUGAUGAUUAUAGGUAAAAGAUUUCCGGCCACUUCCUCUUAUGCAGUGGAAGUCGAUAAAAAUGGAAAGAUUCAGAAAUUGAACAAUUCGAUGUACAUGGACUUGGGAAUAUCAAAGAAUGAAGCUUCUGAUCGUUCCGUUAUUAUCAGUUUCUUCACUGCUCUUUACAGUCCUUCAACGUGGUCAAUGGAUUUCAGAGGUGUUCAUACAGAUGUGCAUCCUUAUACUUGGUUCCGAUCACCAGGUUGCCUUGAAGGAAUUGCAAUGGCAGAAAAUAUCAUGGAACAUAUAGCUAAGGAACUUCGCAUGGAUCCUUUACUAGUUCGCCUGGAGAACAUGCGUUCAGAUUCUCCAAUGAGAAGUAUUCUACCAGAAUUCCUAGAAAAGUGCGAUUUUGAAACUAGAAAAGGGCAUAUUAAGUUAUUCAAUGCCAACAAUCGCUGGCGGAAACGAGGAAUUGCUUUUGCUUCAAUGGGAUAUCCAAUCCAAACCACCUAUCGCUAUGCAGUUCUGGUUGCAGUUUACGCGAUUGAUGGUACCGUCAGCGUUUGUCAUGGAGGAAUAGAAAUGGGACAAGGAAUAGAUACAAAAAUGGUUCAAAUAGCAGCUAGGACAUUAGGAGUUCCUGUAAAGUCUGUGAAAAUAGAAGCGGCUAAUACUGUGAUUAAUGCCAAUGUAACUUUCACCAGCUCAUCCCAAACAACAGAUGCCAUCGGAAGGCUGGUAAUUGAAGCAUGUAACAGAAUCUUACAACGAAUCAAACCUAUUAGGGAAGAAAUGCCUUUAGCUUCUUGGCCUGAACUUGUGAAGACCGCCUAUGAACGAAAUGUUUCUUUAGCGUCUUUCGUAACGGACAUGGAAAAAGAUCGAAUUUCGUAUAACGUCUAUGGCGUAUCCUGCGCAGAAAUGGAGAUCGAUGUACUAACAGGAGACUUCCUAUUACGUAGAGUGGACAUAAGCCAAGACGUUGGCGAGAGUCUGAAUCCGGACAUUGAUAUAGGUCAGAUUGAAGGCGCUUUCGUGAUGGGAUUGGGUUACUGGCUGCAGGAGAAGAUCAUCCAUCAUCCGGAUACCGGUGAGAUUUUGACGAAUAGAACGUGGAACUACAAGCCACCAGGAGCCAAGGACAUUCCAGUAGAUUUCAGGGUGUCCUUUAUGAACAAACAAAAUCUUCCAGUAGGAUUACUUGGAGCCAAGGGUACUGGAGAGCCUGCAACUGCUUUAUCAAUCGUGGCCAUUUUCGCCUUGAGGAACGCCAUUGAGUCUGCGAGAGAAAGUGCUGGUUUCGAGUCCUCAUUCAUUGCAUUGAAAUGUCCUACAACAAAAGAGGAUAUCUUACUUCUCUCCGGUACACGGUCUUGUCAAUUCCAUUUGUGA
Messenger RNA from Phlebotomus argentipes, 3801 nucleotides. RefSeq lists its product as uncharacterized. The coding region runs from base 1 to 3801 and encodes 1266 amino acids. Gene Ontology annotation, molecular function: oxidoreductase activity; FAD binding; iron-sulfur cluster binding. Lineage: Eukaryota; Metazoa; Arthropoda; Insecta; Diptera; Psychodidae. The record is from RefSeq and is a predicted model, not a curated record. The transcript is spliced from 4 exons.